CCCGUAGCCGCCGCCAUGCCGCUGCCGCUGCCCGGCCGCCCCCGCCUCGGGCAGGCCCCGCUCCUGCCGCCGCUGCUGCUGUUGCUGCUGCUGGUGGUGGGCCCGGCGCGGCCCAUCUCCUUCCAGCUGCCGGGCAAGGCGCGGAAGUGCCUGCGGGAGGAGAUCCACCGCGACACGCUGGUCACGGGCGAGUACGAGAUCGGCGCCCCGCAGGGCUCCUCCACCGGACCCUCCGCCAACCUCAAGAUAACUGACUCAGCUGGGCACAUUCUGUAUGCCAAGGAGGAUGCCACUAAGGGCAAGUUUGCCUUCACCACUGAAGACUAUGAUAUGUUUGAGGCCUGCUUUGAGAGCAAGCUUCCUGUGGGAACAGGGAGGAUGCCGGACCAGCUCGUGACUCUGGAUAUGAAGCAUGGAGUUGAAGCAAAGAACUACGAGGAGAUUGCGAAAGUGGAGAAGUUGAAGCCUCUGGAAGUAGAAUUGAGGCGCCUGGAAGAUCUUUCAGAGUCUAUCGUUAAUGACUUUGCCUAUAUGAAGAAACGAGAGGAGGAGAUGAGGGACACAAAUGAGUCGACAAACACCCGGGUUCUAUACUUCAGCAUUUUCUCCAUGUGCUGUCUCAUCGGACUGGCCACCUGGCAGGUUUUCUACCUGCGUCGCUUCUUCAAGGCCAAGAAACUGAUUGAGUAAAGGAGCAAGUCCUCCUCCCCCUCCUCUCAGAUCCAGCUGGACACCGCUGGGACCCAGCCAUGGCCCCCUGGAGCCAUCUCACAGAUGAUACCCACUGACUGGAGCUUUUCUGCAGGAACCUGGACCCUAAAGGGGGAGGGGAGCCUAAACAUUGGAGGCAACGGGGGACUUGUAAAAUCCUGUUGGAUGUUGAGGGUG
Messenger RNA from Gymnogyps californianus (California condor), 888 nucleotides. It is a transcript of the gene TMED10, whose product is annotated as transmembrane p24 trafficking protein 10. The coding region runs from base 16 to 690 and encodes 224 amino acids. Gene Ontology annotation, cellular component: COPII-coated ER to Golgi transport vesicle; COPI-coated vesicle; endoplasmic reticulum. The record is from RefSeq and is a predicted model, not a curated record. Lineage: Eukaryota; Metazoa; Chordata; Aves; Accipitriformes; Cathartidae. Gene Ontology annotation, biological process: intracellular protein transport; endoplasmic reticulum to Golgi vesicle-mediated transport; Golgi organization. The transcript has 5 exons.